This is a messenger RNA of Bombina bombina (fire-bellied toad), 2973 nucleotides long. RefSeq names its product gastrula zinc finger protein XlCGF26.1-like. Gene Ontology annotation, molecular function: DNA-binding transcription factor activity, RNA polymerase II-specific; RNA polymerase II cis-regulatory region sequence-specific DNA binding. The record is from RefSeq and is a predicted model, not a curated record. Lineage: Eukaryota; Metazoa; Chordata; Amphibia; Anura; Bombinatoridae. The transcript is spliced from 8 exons. Bases 56 to 1987 code for a protein of 643 amino acids. Gene Ontology annotation, biological process: regulation of transcription by RNA polymerase II. Gene Ontology annotation, cellular component: transcription regulator complex; PcG protein complex.
CUUCUUGCAGGUGUCAAAUUGAUAGCAUCUGACUCCGUCACUGAUUAUAAACAAGAUGAACAAAUACAGGAAUCAGAUGGCAGAGCAGUUCCUGAGUCAGGCCCUGGGCAUCAUCUGCCUGCUAACCGGAGAGGAAUAUGUCAUUAUGAAGAAGAGGCCCUCCCACAGCAGCAUUCACCUGCAGAGCAGCGGAGAGGUGCCUAUAAAGUGUGAUGAUGUUGCCGUGUAUUUCUCUAUGGAGGAAUGGGAGUAUAUAGAGGGACACAAGGAGCUUUACAAGGACGUCAUGAUGGAGACUCACCAAGCACUAAGGACUAAUGAGAUUCCAGGAAAUGAGAGCUCAGAACUAACAGGUCACAGAGAUGAAAAUCUAGACACAGAAACACAAGGAGAACUUGUACAGAAUAUUCAGCCAGUGGAGAGCCCAUCAGACGUCUCUGCAGAACUAACAGGUCACAGUAAUGAAAAUCUAGACACAGGAUCACAAGGAGACCUUGUACAGAAUAUUCAGCCUUCAGAUGUCUCUGCAGAUGAUGAUGAUGAUAUUAAUACUGACGUAGAUGUUAAAACAGAAGAUUUGAGUGUAACGUGUCAGCUGGAAGCUCCAAUGCAGGAAAUGUGUGACAGUGACAAUGCAGGUGUAAAUGAUGCUAAGAUUUCAUGUAACACUAAACAAACUGAAGAUCAGUGGCUAAGAAAUAUGCCAGGAGCUGCAGAACGGGAAAUAUGUGCCAAUAUAAGCACAGGUGAAUUCACAAACGGCAAUAAUCCUAGUCCUGAUAGUUCAGAUGCUUCUUUACAUCUUCUGCAAAAUCAAAGAAGCCACGUGGGAAAUGUACAUCUUUGUAAACAUCUGAAUAUUCAUACAGGAAAAAAGCCAUUUUCCUGUCUUAUAUGUGGAAAAUUGUUUAACCAUAGAAAAAAUCUUGUUGCUCAUCGGAAAAUACAUAGAGCAAAAAAAGGAUUUUUAUGUUCUGACUGUGGGAAAUAUUGUGCUCAGAAAUCACAUCUUAUUGAUCAUCAGAAAAUUCACACAGGAGAAAAAGCAUUUUCAUGUCCUGACUGUGGAAAAUGUUUUACUCUGAAAUCAACUCUUAUUAGGCAUCAGAAAAUUCAUACUGGGGAGAAAGCAUUUUCAUGUUCUGAAUGUGGAAAAUGUUUUACUCUGAAAUCACAUCUUCUUAGCCAUCAGAAAGUUCAUACAGGGGAGAAACCAUUUUCAUGUUCUGACUGUGGGAAAUGCUUUACUCUGAAAUCAACUCUUCUUAGCCAUCAGAAAAUUCAUACAGGAGAAAAAGCAUUUUCAUGUUCCGACUGUGGGAAAUGUUUUACUCAGAAAUCAAAUCUUAUUUCGCAUCAGAAAAUUCAUACUGGGGAGAAAGCAUUUUUAUGUUCUGACUGUGGAAAAUGUUUUACCCGGAAAAUUACUCUUAUUAAGCAUCAGAAAACUCAUACUGGGGAGAAAGCAUUUUCAUGUUCUGACUGUGGGAAAUGUUUUACUCUGAAAUCAAAUCUUAGUACGCAUCAGAAAAUUCAUACAGGAGAGAAAGCAUUUUCAUGUUCUGACUGUGGGAAAUGUUUUGCUCUGAAAUCAACUCUUCUUAGCCAUCAGAAAAUUCAUACAGGGGAGAAAGGAUUUUCAUGUUCUGACUGUGGGAAAUGUUUUGCUCUGAAAUCAACUCUUCUUAGCCAUCAGAAAAUUCAUACAGGAGAGAAAGCAUUUUCAUGUUCUGACUGUGGGAAAUGUUUUGCUCUGAAAUCAACUCUUCUUAGCCAUCAGAAAAUUCAUACAGGAGAGAAAGCAUUUUCAUGUUCUGACUGUGGGAAAUGUUUUGCUCUGAAAUCAACUCUUCUUAGCCAUCAGAAAAUUCAUACAGGGGAGAAAGGAUUUUCAUGUUCUAAAUGCGGAAAAUGUUUUACUCGGAAAACAACUCUUAUUAACCAUCAGAAAACUCAUAUUAAAAGAAAUCAGAGUUUAACCUCCUAAGUACAGAGGGUGGUAUGUAGUUGUCACCCACACAAUACCAAGUGCUGAUUAUGACUGCAUGACCCCCUGGAGCAUGCAGUUUUGGAGCUGUUUGAUUCCCUUUCUGCACAUCAAGCAUUUAUGAGGUGACCCCAGGGUGGAUGUGAUUUAAAUCACUAGUCAGUAGGAUUACAUUAAUAAUAACAAUAGAAAUAGUUUUAUUUAACUAAAACAAUAACAUUAUUUUUUAUUUUAAUGCUUGCCCCUCCCUCCUCACACUUAGGUCCUUGUGCAGAUCUAUUCCACUACAAUCUUCUAUUCAGUGAACUUCCUGAAAUUUAGUAUGUGUUGAUUCUGUGUACAUAGAUUUGCAGGGGAGCAAUGACAUUAAAGGAAAAUACAGUCAAAAUUAAACUUUCAUGAUUCAGAAAGAACAUUAAAUUUUUAAUAAUUUUCUAAUUGACAUAUCUAAUUCUUGAUAUCCAUUGUUGAAAAGCCUGCAUAGUUAGACUCACUCAGAUGUAAUGUACUACUGUGAGCUAGCCUGUUGUCACUGUCUCAUCCAUUGUAUUCAGAUAGGCCCCAGUAGAGCAUUGCUCUCCUUCAACUAAGGAUUCCAAGAGAAUGAAGAAAAUAUAAUAGAAGUAAAUCUGAAAAUGGUAUGUUCUAUCUGAAACCCAAAAGUUAUCUUUCAUGAUUAUGGUCUAUUUAUCAACUCUAUGUUAAUUUUAUAACAUUUUACUGUGAAGAAGGGGCCAGUUAUUUAUGCAGAUACAAAUUCACAGUUCAGUGAAGUUGAUUGAAUGGCGCUUCACUUUACAGAUGGACAAUGACCCAAAAACUUAAGGCAGAAAGACCCAUGAACAAACAAUAACUGACAACAGCUGCAGUAAAGGCCUGGCAAAGCAUUACAAAGGAGGAAACCCAGCAUUUGAUGAACUUCCAGACUCUAAGCAGUCAUUGCCUACAGAUUCUCGACAAAGUAUUAAAAAUUAACAUUUUAUUAA